CGUAGUUUUCACGGCUGCCAAAUAAUGCUUUGCAAAAAACGAAUCAACUGGAAAGUUACAGCCACUGCGUCUGCGAGAGAGAAACCCCAGUUCGGCAAUUCCCAAACUGCUUUCUUCUCUCUAUAUAUACAGUAAUUUUGUAAAUCCCUUCCGACAAGUUUUACGCUGUCGAUAGCAAAUGGGGGCAGGGCGUGAGAUGUCGAUAUCGCUGGAUGGAGUGAGGGAUAAGAAUGUGAUGCAACUCAAGAAGCUAAAUACUGCACUCUUCCCUGUUCGAUACAACGACAAGUAUUACGCUGAUGCCCUUGCUUCCGGGGAGUUUACUAAACUAGCAUAUUACAGUGACAUUUGUGUUGGCGCAAUUGCAUGCCGGCUGGAGAAGAAGGAAGGAGGGGCUGUUCGUGUUUACAUCAUGACAUUAGGUGUUUUAGCACCAUAUCGAGGCCUAGGCAUUGGUACAAGGCUGUUGAAUCAUGUUCUUGAUCUCUGCUCCAAGCAAAACAUUUCUGAGAUUUACUUGCAUGUGCAGACAAACAAUGAGGAUGCCAUCAAGUUUUACAAGAAAUUUGGAUUUGAAAUCACAGAUACCAUCCAGAACUAUUACACAAACAUUACACCACCUGACUGCUAUGUUCUUACCAAAUUCAUCACUUGUCAAACAAAUAAAUGAACAAUGUUGUAGGCUUCACUGUAAGUUGGCAGUCCUUGAUUUUUCUUGCUAUUAUUUGAACUGAGCUUGGGAUUAAUUAUACAAGGGACAUCAGAAUCUGAUUGGUGAAAUGACUUUAACAGUUCCUGUAUGAUCUGUUGGACCAAUGACCUAUAAAUCAUUAUGGCUUUGAAAUUUUGUGUUC
Manihot esculenta (cassava) is the source of this 854-nucleotide messenger RNA. RefSeq names its product N-alpha-acetyltransferase 50. The record is from RefSeq and is a predicted model, not a curated record. Bases 179 to 670 code for a protein of 163 amino acids. Gene Ontology annotation, molecular function: N-acetyltransferase activity. Lineage: Eukaryota; Viridiplantae; Streptophyta; Magnoliopsida; Malpighiales; Euphorbiaceae. Gene Ontology annotation, cellular component: cytoplasm; NatA complex. Gene Ontology annotation, biological process: mitotic sister chromatid cohesion. The transcript has 3 exons.